AUGGCAAUCAAAAAAUAAUUAUUAAUCUAUGUUCACGGAUUUGGGGGUAGUGGUUUUUCAAACAAGGGAUAAAUCCUACGUUCCCGUUUUUAAAAUGUUGCUUCCCUUUCUUUACCUUAAAUUCCAAAUUUAGCGAUUCAUAAUUUAGAAUAGUUUAUUUAGUAUAUGGAUAAGAAGGAAUAUGAUCCUGUUUUAGUUGGAAGUUCACUUGGAGGAUUUUAUUCAAUUUAUAUAGGUGAAAAGUAUAACUUAAAAACUAUUUUGAUAAAUCCUUCUAUUUAGCCAUACUUAACUGCAAAAAACUAUAUUGGAAUGAAUAAAUCAUUUUAUGAUUAAUCUUUGUAUGAAUGGAAUACAAAUCAUACAGAUUCUUUACAUCAAUAUGAAGUUAAAAAUAUAAAAGACUAAACCAAGUAUUUGUUGAUGCUAACAACAUAAGAUGAAAUUUUGGAUUAUCGCGUUGCUUUACAAAAAUUGCCAUAGGCUCAUAAAGAUAUUUACGAAGGUGGUGAUCAUGAAUAUAAAAUACUUCCCUAGAAAUUGGAUGUGAUAUAAAAUUUCUUGUAAAAUUGA
Messenger RNA from Tetrahymena thermophila SB210, 573 nucleotides. RefSeq names its product esterase YqiA. The transcript has a single exon. NCBI's taxonomy places the organism in Eukaryota, Ciliophora, Oligohymenophorea, Hymenostomatida, Tetrahymenidae. The record is from RefSeq and is a predicted model, not a curated record.